Molecule: messenger RNA, 4799 nt
Organism: Chelmon rostratus (copperband butterflyfish)
Lineage: Eukaryota; Metazoa; Chordata; Actinopteri; Chaetodontiformes; Chaetodontidae
Gene: n4bp1
Product: nedd4 binding protein 1
Exons: 12
Coding region: 173-3112 (979 amino acids)
Biological process (GO): negative regulation of proteasomal ubiquitin-dependent protein catabolic process; negative regulation of protein ubiquitination
Cellular component (GO): nucleus; PML body
Molecular function (GO): RNA binding
Source: RefSeq, a predicted model, not a curated record
AGUAAGCAAGCUCUUCGUCAGUGUUCAUGUUGUGAGACACUGUAAUUGUCGUUCGUUACUCUGGAAUACACACCAAAAGAGACAAUGAAAACGCCAAAGGUUACUAACAGCGCCGAACGGUUUGAAUAUUGAGACGUCGUUGUCAGGAGCGACGGUCAGACUGAGAGGCGGAAUGUCAACAACGCGGCCCCUCCUCGGAAUGAGACGAGUCACCGAGCUAACGUGCCCGGAGCAGCCGGCCAGUAGGCUCCCUGCGUCAGUCGCGAGGCAACAGCAAGAGGCCCCCACUGUGGACGAGUUUACCGUGCUGGAGGAUAAAGAAGAGGAGCUGAAAUGCGCCAGGCCUCGAGUGGAGCAGGUUUUUAAAGUUAAAUUCACAAUUAUUGGACUGUUGGACCACACGGGACAGCCGCACGGUAGCAAAACAUCACGUCAGAUAUGGCUGCAGCUCAGAGGAAAUAGAGAAGACGUGUCAAAGGCGAAGGAAUAUGUUCGAGGACUAUGUGACCCCGAACUGCAGAAAGAAGAACGGUACCCAGUGGACAUGCACUGUAUUUUUGCUGGUGCUCGGGGCCUUUUCCUGGACAGGCUUAUACGGGACACAAGUGCUGAAGUUCUAGUGCCUGAGCCUGGCUGCCUGCGAUUGUUGGGCCGGGCUGAACCCGUAGUGAUGGCUCAGAGCAGAGUUCAGCAAUUUGUAGCAUUAUUCCAGGAGAAGCGAAGUCUACUAAGUGACAGAGAGCCCGCUGUGAAACGAGCAUUCAAGUCCUUUGUGGAGGAAAGGGAUGAUAAGUACACUAUGGAGCUUCUUCUGCUGCCCAGUGCCCUGAAGGAAGAGUUACUGGGACUGGCUUAUAGCCCCACGUCCUCCCUGGCUCAGCUCAACCAGACGCUGCAUCCCAGCAUUGGAGAGGUUGACCAGGACCGCUCGCAGAGUAGCACACCUGUGACGGAGCUCUCCAACCGCAUCCUGGACACCAGCUUUGAGGAGAAAGGAACCGGAGCAGCUUCUGUCAGUGGAGGGAGUAAAACAGUAGUAGCGAUAGGUCCAGAGGCCGUCCUGCUCAACGGCACUCGGCCCUCACACAAGCGACGCUCAUCUGAGAGCGAGACUCGGGACACAAAGAGACAGUAUUCUCUGGAGCGGAGGGACGAGUCACCAGAUAGAGCCAGAGAGAGGGACCGACAGAGGGACAGAGAAGGCCGGGGGAGCAGUAGCAGCUGUAGAUCCAAAACCCCCUCUGCUUCAUCGUCCCUCUCCUCUUCAGCAAAAGCAAAUACUAUAGUCGGUCCGAUCAUGUUGGACUCUGGAGAAGCAGUCUCAGACGAUGGUGAGGCAGUCAGCCCAGAAACCAACCUCCGCUGCUUGGUCAAUUUCUUCAGAACCAUGGGUUACCAGCAGGAAGUGGUGGAGCGUGUCGUCAAGGAGGCGGGACAGACAGAAGAUACUUUCCUCGUUCUGGAGAAAAUUGUUGAGGAGACCAAGCGUUGUGAAGAGUGGUCAAAAGGAGGUGUAAGAGAAGGACGAUUGAACUCCCCAGACACUCCCUCCUCAUCGUACCCCUCCUCCUCAACAGUCUCUCGAUUCAGAGAGAAGGAGCGUGAGCUGAGCAGAGUGUUGGUUGACCCGGGCAGGUCUACAGAGAACAUUAAGCCCAACCAGCGUGGAGGCAGGAGUAACGGUUUGGGCCACCGGAGGCAGUGCAGUGGCAGCGAGACCAGCACUCAGCAGGCCAUCACUAUCAAGAGAAGCUCUAGUGCUCAGGGAGGAGCAGGAAACUACGAGGUUAUUACCAUUGACGAUGAUGAUGAUGUUAUUCCCACGAAUACCAAAACAGCAGAUGGCAGGACAUCCCGCAUGAUGACAGUGGCACACCAGGACACUCAGUCAGGAUCCAGAACAGACUACUUGGCACGGGGAGGGGGCGGCGUCUCACAGAGGGACUACUUGUCGAGAGGUGGGACUCAGACUUUGGGAGGAUCAGUGAAAGUUGAGAGUGUGACAGCGCUGCGCAGCACGCCUCAGUGGCUGACCACCACCACCUCUUUAGCUUCAACCCCAAGUUCAGCUCAGCCCAUCACCCGGCCGUCAGCCUCUCCUUAUCAGACCAUUGGCCACAUGGGGUUUCAUGGAAUCGGAGCAAGGACUCCUGCAAACGACCCCCCACUUCCCCCGGUGACUGGUUUGGCUCGUUUCCAUCAAUCACUGAGAACUCCUUACACUCUGAAGCUGCCAAAUGAGCCAGGACGUCAGGAGCUCAGACACAUCAUCAUAGAUGGCAGCAACGUGGCUAUGGCUCACGGUCUUCAUCGCUUCUUUUCCUGUCGAGGAAUAGCGCUGGCUGUAGAGACAUUUUGGAGGCGGGGCCACAGAGAAAUCACAGUAUUUGUCCCUCAGUGGCGUCAGAAGAGAGACCGACUCACAACAGAGCAACAUUUUCUAAACCAGCUAGAAGACCUGAGACUGCUCUCCUUCACUCCCUCCAGAGAGGUCUGUGGCCAGAGGAUAUCCUCACAUGAUGACAGGUUCCUGCUCCACUUAGCAGAAAAAACAGAUGGGGUCAUUGUAACAAAUGACAACCUGAGGGAUUUUGUCGACACCUCUGACACCUGGCGCAAGAUCAUUCAAGAGAGGUUGCUUCAGUUUACUUUUGUGGAGGACCACUUCAUGAUCCCUGAUGACCCUCUGGGAAGAAAUGGACCUCAUCUGGACACGUUCCUGCGUAAGGACAACAGGAAAGUUCCAGUCACCCCUCCCCCUCUGAGACCCCCAGAUUUCCGUCCGUCCUCUCAGCAACAGCAGCCGGUUUAUGUGCAGGCCCUCCACUCGGCUCCUUGGACCCCCGCCUCCACGCCCCAGCCCCCUCCCUCCCUGAUGCCGCACCCCACCGCACACUGGCCCCACUCUGGUCCUCCCGAAUGGCACCCACCCCGCCGUUCACCUUCCCCUUCGCCCUCAACCCCUCCCCAGCGGUCACCGGGAGAGACGUCAGAGUUGAAACAGAAGUUGUAUGACAUCUUCCCCGACCAAAAGCAACGGAUCGACCGCAUCCUCAGUGACAACCCGUACAUGAGAGACCUGAAUGCCCUGUCUGGGCUGCUGCUGGGAUAAAAAGAACUGGCCCAGCAGACACACACAUGCAAGAAUAUACACAUUAGCAUAAAGUAAUUUAUUUCUUCCAGCCUGGAGGACACUGAAAGUUUGUCUGAAAUAUUAUUUUACAAUAAUACUGAUCAUCAAACUAGCUGCUGUUGGCAAAAAUCUUUUUUUUUUGUUUUAUGAUGAUUUGUUUUUCUGUCCCUCCUCCUUUGCUCUCAAACUGAUAAAGGUGGACAACACUGGUGUGUACCGAAGCAGAAUGUUAACAUAGGGCCAUAUUUGUCAAGCAGCAAAGUCUAUAUUGAUCAGAUGAGGUUUUUUUAUUUUUUUUCCCCAACACAUUAGUUAUAAACUUCUUAUGUCCUGAACGGAGUCAAUUCAGGGUCGCACUGGGCUGUACCAGUUUCAGCAGUUAGGAGGGAGCAUCAACAGGGAGUGCUGAGUUUUAAAGUACCACAGAUUUUUUUUUGUUUGUUUUUAGCUUCUAUUUUUUUAUAGUGUGCUUUCAGAAAGCAUGAUGAGAUCAUUAUCAUUAUCUUAAAAUCGCUAUUAGUGGUUAGUUAAUUUUGGACAGACAUCCCAAAAAGCCAUGUUUGGAUAGUAGUGUGUGGCUAACCAGAUUAAAGAAUGACCUUUAGGCAUGUGUGAGGACAAUAUUUUGAGGCAGCACUGUCCAUCUCUAUCCCCUGAAAAUGUUCCAGAUUAUUGCCUUUCUGAAUCCAGGUGAUUUUUUUGAAGGGACCAUUCCUUUUCAGUCAGAAAUCCUUUUUUAUUGAUAAUAAUUUACUUUAGAUAGUCAUUGUUUUGGCAGAAAUUGGCUCAGUGAUCACAAGAACAUUAUAAUGACUUUUUUUUCCUGUGAUUAGGCACAUAGCUGUGUGUAGCUUCUCAUAUGUGGUGUUUAUAACUGAUCUCUGAAAAGCUGUGGAAGAACUCAGGUGCUGAAACUGAAUUUGCUGCUCUGAUAGUCUGUGAUGAGAAUUUAAAGUUUGGUUGAAUCUGUUCCAGCAUCAGUUGUUCCAGUUAGACACACUGUUUGACAGUGUUUUCAGGAGGAUGCAGUCAUUAGUUCUACAUUAGCAUUCUGUUCAAAGAUGGGUUGUGAGUUAUCGGCCUCAGUCUUUAGUUAAUACGUAAUUCAUCUGCCUUUGGAUGGAAACACGAUAAGAGUUUGAAUUUAUCCUUUGUUGGUUGAGUUUAAUGGCCCAGUUACAUUUGAAAUCACAGACUAUAUGUGUUUGCUCACCAAAAAAACCUUGCAAACACAACACUUACUUAAGUUACAUUUGUAAUUAGUGUAGAUAACUUUAAUGCACUGAAAGUAAGUGAUGGUGUAGUGAGUUAAACAAGGUUUCACUGAUAAAUCUUCAGAAAGCUUUUUUUUUUUUUUUUUACCCCUCAUACGCCAAGAGAAUGUGGGCCACAGCUUGCAUAUUUGAUGUGCACCUAAUUUUUGUAAUAUAUAAACACUUUAUUUCCUUGUAAUAAAAGAAUACCUGCACAAAAACUUUACAAGGUGUCAAGAAAUAAGUUUUGUUCAUUUUUGCUCUGUUGUUGUACGGAUUGCUGAAGGACUUAAGUUUCUCUUUUGUUGUAUUAUAAUUCAUUUGUGUAUAUCAAUUUCUUUUUUGUAAAUAGGCAUUUUUGGCUACGGUGCACAUGUUUUAUGUAUGUGAACAAAAUUUAAUAAAAGUGGCAG